AUGAGUUCCACCCCGCCCGCUCCCCUUCUCGGACCCGACAAGGCCCCGUCCGCCCGGUCCAACUCGUCCGGCGAGCUCGACUUUGACAAGCUCAACAACACGGCGACGCUCAAGCACCUUAGCCAGUCGCGUCUCGAGGUUGACGAAUCGGUCGUCCGCGCCGAAGGAGAGGAGCGCACCACCUUCUUCGUCUGGUGGCUCGUAAUUGCUGCCGCGACAGGCGGUCUCCUCUUCGGUUACGACACCGGUGUCAUCGGCGGCGCCCUCGUUCACAAGGAUGUCGCUUCCGACUUGCACCGCGUCCCGCUCGGCAGCUUCGACAAGGAGCUGCUUACUUCCGCUACCACCCUCGGCGCCUUGAUUGCCGGCUUCUCGUCUGGCGUUCUCGCGGACAUUAUCGGCCGCAAGAUCGUCAUCGGUCUGGCAGACGCGAUCUUUAUCAUUGGUGCCGUCCUUCAAGCCGUCUCUUACGGUGCAAACGCGUACUGGAUCAUGGCGGUCGGACGCCUGAUCAUCGGUUUCGGUGUCGGUCUCGCCUCGCUCGUCGUCCCGCUCUACAUCGGCGAGCUCUCGCCCACAUCGCUUCGCGGCCGCCUCGUCACGCUCAACGUGGUCGCCAUCACCGGCGGCCAGGUCAUCGCCUACUGCCUCAACCUCGCCUUCCAGAACGUCACGCACGGCUGGCGAUUCAUGGUCGGCCUCGGCGCCAUCCCUCCCGCACUCCAGCUUCUCAUGCUCAUCUACCUUCCCGAAUCGCCUCGCUUCCUCCUCCGCCACGACAAGCUUGAGGCGACUAUUAACAUCCUCCGCAAGAUCUACCCCUAUGCAACCGAGGAGCAGCUGCACCUCAAGGCCGAUGUCAUCACCAAGAGCGUCAAAGAGAAUAUGGGACACCGUGCGACGUUCGUGCAGACCUGGAAGCGCCUGCAUCUCAACGGGCCGAACUUCCGCGCGCUUGUCGUCGCAUGCGGUCUCCAAGGCAUCCAGCAGCUCUGCGGUUUCAACACGCUUAUGUACUACGCCCCGACUCUCUUCCAGAGCGUCGGCUUCCACAACUCGCUCGUCAUCGGCCUUGUCAUCUCGAUUGUCAACCUGGUCUUCACCAUCGUCGCCCUCUUCAUCAUCGACCGCGCCGGCAGGCGCAGGAUCGCCUGCUCGACCGUCCCGGGCAUGUGCGGCGCGCUGAUCCUCGCCGCGGUCGCCUUCCACUUCCUCACUAUCCACACCGGCGGCAAGUUGCCCGACAACGGUGCCGGUCUCAACGAUAAUUGGUCGCCUGUGGUCCUUACGGCGAUGCUCGUCUACGUCGCCUUCUACGCGACGGGCAUCGGCAACAUCCCCUGGCAGCAGGGCGAGCUGUUCGAGAUGGAUGUUCGCGGCAUGGGCACGGCACUCUCGACCACCUGCAACUGGGGCGGCAACCUCAUCAUCGGUUCGACCUUCCUCUCGCUCAUCGACCGCAUCACAGCCGCCGGCGCAUUCGGCUUCUACGCCGGAUUGUGCUUCCUCGGCUCGAUCUUUGUCUUCUUCCUCUACCCCGAGACGUCCGGCCUCUCGCUCGAAGAGACGCGCGAAGUCUUCCUCACCGGCUUCGGCAUCCGCAAGGCCAACCGCAUGCGCAAGCAGAAGAUGGCCGCGCUCGCGCAGGUCCGCGACGCAGACGACGACGCGACUGUCUAA
This is a messenger RNA of Rhodotorula toruloides NP11, 1680 nucleotides long. Its product is annotated as MFS transporter, SP family, solute carrier family 2 (myo-inositol transporter), member 13. The coding region runs from base 1 to 1680 and encodes 559 amino acids. Gene Ontology annotation, biological process: transmembrane transport. NCBI's taxonomy places the organism in Eukaryota, Fungi, Basidiomycota, Microbotryomycetes, Sporidiobolales, Sporidiobolaceae. Gene Ontology annotation, molecular function: myo-inositol:proton symporter activity. The transcript is spliced from 6 exons. The record is from RefSeq and is a predicted model, not a curated record. Gene Ontology annotation, cellular component: membrane.